AGAUAAUCAAGUAAGUAAGCAAGCACAAACAAACCCCAUUCAUCCAAGUCUCCAAAGCUAAGAUGUUUAGUGUCAUAUUAGCUUGUUUUUCUCUCCUAGCUAGUGGACUUAACGCUUUGUUAGGAGACCGAAAUCUGUUUCAACCUAUCCCAAGAGAUAAUUCCACACAUGUAGAUACGGUAAAUUUUCUUACAUGUUUGUCCGCGUUUGGUUUUCCAGGCAACACUGUUAUAGCCACUGACGAUACACAAUUACUAGCGGUUGUAAGCAAUAGGACCGAAACUGAUACUGAUACCCUCGAUCCCGUAACGUUGAGGUGCUAUCAAUUGUUUGCUUACGGGCUGUUUUUUACACACUAUAAGUAUGACCACUUCCCAUAUGAUGAAAUACGUCCUGUUACCUCCUUAGAGGACGCGUUAGUUAAUCCAGAUUCGCUACCUGAGUUCAUUCGAAAUAAGCCUAGACGCAGUUCAGACCAGAACAAGCACAUCAAUCUGGAAUUGUAAACGAGGAAAAUACACUGCUUAUCAUAAUAUGUUUAUGCCACAAGACACGGGGUGCAGUAGUAACGAGCAGUUUAUGACGCCCUCAGACUGUAUGUCAAGAUGUCAAGAUGACUUGAAGAAUCCAUUUUAUGCCUACCAAGCUAAAUAAGAUUGACACUUAGUCGUUUCAUUUAGUUAAUCAGAUCCUUGGACAUAAUACUAUCCUUCUACGUAGUACUAAGUUGUUCAAUUUCAAUAAACAAUUCUGUAAUUGUACUUAUUACUUCCACUCGAUUUACAUUCUCAUAACGUGUGAGAUUUCUCCCAUGACACCCGUGAUACUAUGGCAGUUCAAAUAUAUGUAUAUAUAUAUUUAUAUAAAAUACAAUUGAAUACUCUCGAAGUAUAAUUCAGUAACAAAAAAAAAAAUACUUGCAACAACAAUGCAAACUUGUACAAUAAAAUCCUUU
Molecule: messenger RNA, 955 nt
Organism: Schizosaccharomyces cryophilus OY26
Lineage: Eukaryota; Fungi; Ascomycota; Schizosaccharomycetes; Schizosaccharomycetales; Schizosaccharomycetaceae
Exons: 1
Coding region: 63-506 (147 amino acids)
Source: RefSeq, a predicted model, not a curated record